UUUCGAUGCAGGAUUCCUCCGCAGCUGUAGCAAAAAUGGCUGGCUCCCCGCAGAAAAGUCUGCUCUUCGUGUAUCAAGGCCAAGCGCCACUCCGAUUUGCGCGCCCCCACAAUGCAAGCGGUGUGCUACCAGGGGCUUGACUCUACCUAGAUAGCUAUGGGACCAUGGCCGGACCAACAGACCCAGUCUGCCCCAGGUUUCGCGUUUGCCAAUGAUGAGCUGAUAUUUUCUCACGACGGACUUGAACCCUCUGAUUCGCUGGGGCUGAACGAGACCGAUAGAUCCUCGUUCAACGUUCGGACCAACGCGUCAGAUUUUUGGGUCGGUUCAGCGGGUUCCCCACCGCAACGUCGAAUAAGUUAUGUCAGAUGGUGCUCACUUGGUGAAAUGAACUGUCAAGAACAACUUGUUCUAAUUCUUUAUUUUAUUUUACUUUGCUUAGAUAUGUUAUCAGUCCUUAGUGAAACAUGGAUAGGAAACAAAUUAGUUAGAAUAUAAACCAUGGACUAUCUCGCAGAAAAGGACUGAUUGAGCGCUGUAGGAAAAUGAAUGGGAAAGUCAACAAGAAGAUUAAAUGAAAACGCCACCCUUCAGCAAAAGCUUUCCUUAACGCGCACUUGUUCUAAAGAGGCAUCCUAAAUUACGCAAGAAGAUAAUGACAACAGAAAUAAGGAAGAAUGGGCGCGGGAAUUUUAAGAAUAGAACAAAUGAACAAAGUGAGAAUGAAAUCCAGCCAACAGGAGAAUACAGGUUGAAAGCAAACCUUGCUUCACUAAAGUAAAGAGGGGGGGAGGAAAAGAAAAGGGAAAAGAAAAGAGGAAAAGAGAAGAGAAAAAGAAACGAAAA
Molecule: messenger RNA, 846 nt
Organism: Blastomyces dermatitidis ER-3
Lineage: Eukaryota; Fungi; Ascomycota; Eurotiomycetes; Onygenales; Ajellomycetaceae
Exons: 1
Coding region: 157-498 (113 amino acids)
Source: RefSeq, a predicted model, not a curated record